This is a messenger RNA of Tupaia belangeri chinensis (Chinese tree shrew), 2268 nucleotides long. RefSeq names its product C-terminal binding protein 1 (gene CTBP1). The transcript has 10 exons. The record is from RefSeq and is a predicted model, not a curated record. Gene Ontology annotation, molecular function: transcription coactivator activity; NAD binding; transcription coregulator binding. Gene Ontology annotation, biological process: regulation of transcription by RNA polymerase II. Gene Ontology annotation, cellular component: nucleus. Lineage: Eukaryota; Metazoa; Chordata; Mammalia; Scandentia; Tupaiidae. Bases 189 to 1481 code for a protein of 430 amino acids.
UAAGACUUUGACCCCGACGCAGGCUUCAGUGGUUGCCGUGGAUCAGAAGCCUGAGAGCUUUGGUUCGAGACAAUUAAAGCCGUGGGAUGAGGAUCCGAGACAGGACGCGGUUCUGCCUGGGGAUUCUGAAGAGAAAAAGCUUUGAAAAGUCGAAUUCAUGGUCGUGGAAACCGAGCCCAUAUUAAGAAAUGUCAGGCGUCCGACCUCCGAUCAUGAACGGGCCCAUGCACCCCCGGCCCCUGGUGGCGCUCCUGGACGGCCGGGACUGCACAGUGGAGAUGCCCAUCCUGAAAGAUGUGGCCACGGUAGCUUUCUGUGACGCGCAGUCCACGCAGGAGAUCCAUGAGAAGGUACUGAAUGAAGCUGUGGGCGCACUGAUGUACCAUACCAUCACGCUGACCAGAGAAGACCUGGAGAAAUUCAAAGCCCUUCGAAUAAUUGUCCGAAUCGGCAGUGGCUUUGACAACAUCGACAUCAAGUCAGCUGGGGACUUAGGCAUUGCGGUCUGCAAUGUACCUGCUGCAUCCGUGGAGGAGACUGCAGACUCGACCAUGUGCCACAUCCUGAACCUGUACCGGCGGACCACCUGGCUGCACCAGGCACUGCGGGAGGGCACUCGAGUCCAGAGUGUCGAGCAGAUCCGGGAAGUGGCUUCCGGAGCCGCCAGGAUCCGUGGGGAGACCUUGGGCAUCAUCGGACUAGGUCGUGUGGGGCAAGCGGUAGCACUUCGGGCCAAGGCAUUUGGCUUCAAUGUUCUCUUCUACGACCCAUACCUGUCUGAUGGCAUCGAGCGGGCCCUGGGGCUGCAGCGCGUGAGCACCCUUCAGGACCUGCUCUUCCACAGUGACUGCGUGACACUGCACUGCGGCCUCAACGAGCACAACCACCACCUCAUCAACGACUUCACCGUCAAGCAGAUGAGACAAGGGGCCUUCCUGGUGAACACAGCUCGAGGUGGCCUCGUGGACGAGAAGGCACUCGCCCAGGCCCUGAAGGAGGGGCGGAUCCGUGGUGCAGCCCUCGAUGUGCACGAGUCAGAGCCCUUCAGCUUUAGUCAGGGACCCCUGAAGGAUGCGCCCAACCUCAUCUGCACCCCUCAUGCUGCAUGGUACAGCGAGCAGGCAUCCAUCGAGAUGCGUGAGGAGGCAGCCCGGGAGAUCCGGAGAGGGAUCACAGGGCGGAUCCCAGACAGCCUGAAAAACUGUGUCAACAAGGACCACCUGACAGCUGCCACCCACUGGGCCAGCAUGGACCCAGCCGUCGUGCACCCUGAGCUCAAUGGGGCUGCCUACAGCAGGUACCCCCCAGGCGUGGUAGGCGUGGCCCCCACUGGCAUCCCGGCCGCUGUUGAAGGCAUCGUCCCCAGUGCUAUGCCCCUGUCCCAUGGCCUCCCCCCUGUGGCCCACCCACCCCACGCCCCUUCUCCUGGCCAAACUGUCAAGCCCGAGGCGGAUAGAGACCACGCAAGUGACCAGUUGUAGCCCGGGAGGAGCUCUCAGCCUCAGCGCCUCGGUGGAGGGCGCCGCACACCGUCGGACCGGAGUGUGUGGAGGUGGUGCCUCCGUGGUGGCCGCGGGCUCCAGAGACUGGUCCAGGCUGUGCGGGGCGGGGCGAGAGGCAGUGCUGGGCCCUUCCUCCGUGUCGAUUGUAGUUGUCCCGUCCCGUGGGCUGGCUCACUGUCCUGUGUCCUUUGCGUUCCUUGUUAAGCAAAAGAAGUUAGUAGUUAAUUCUAUCAUGAAUGUUCUCGUCUGUGUACAGUUUUAGAACAUUACAAAGGAUUUGUUUGCUUAGCUGUCAACAAAAGGAAACUCGAGGGAGCACUCGGCAAGUCAAUUUGAGGUUGUUUCUCCCUUCACGUGUUGGAACGUGCCCCGGAGUGAGGCAGUUGGCAACUUCUCAGGACAAUGAACCCUCCCGUCUUUCUUUUUCUGCCACACAGUGCAUUGUUUUUUCUACCUGCUUGUCUUAUUUUUAGAAUAAUUUAGAAAAACAAAACAAAGGCUGUUUUUCCUAAUUUUUGGCAUGAACCCCCCCUUAUUCCAAAUGAAGACGGCAUCGCGAAGCAGCUCAGAGGAGGGUUUGUGUAAUGCACAGCGUGCCCGCGGCCCGUCAACGUCUGUCCUGGGGGUGUGGAGGGACGGCAGUGUCCCCGCCUGCGCCGGUGCCGUCCUGCUGAUGUGGUAGGCUAGCAAUAUUUUGGUUAAAAUCAUGUUUGUGACUGUAACCAUUUGUAUGAAUUAUUUUAAAGAAAUAAAAAUCCCAGAAAGA